This is a messenger RNA of Loa loa (African eye worm), 452 nucleotides long. RefSeq lists its product as hypothetical. Lineage: Eukaryota; Metazoa; Nematoda; Chromadorea; Rhabditida; Onchocercidae. The annotation marks the transcript as partial. Gene Ontology annotation, molecular function: protein folding chaperone. The record is from RefSeq and is a predicted model, not a curated record. Gene Ontology annotation, biological process: protein refolding; response to heat. The transcript is spliced from 4 exons.
GUAUGUUUCAAUCAAAUCAAUCGGUACGAAAUACUGCUAAUCCGGAACAGAAGAUAAAAACGAUCGGAAUGUCUCGACGACUAUUCUCACCUUGUCAUAUAAUGCCAAGUAUAUUUACUGAUCAUUGGCGUUCAUCAAAUUAUUUGCCCUGUGGAAUCUUACGAUUCAGAGAUGAAGAUCUUCUCAGCAGUCAAGUGGGUGAGAUAAUCGAUAAUGCUGAAAAAUUUUCUGUAUCAAUCGAUGCACGAAAUUUUGCACCAAAUGAAAUAAUGGUAAAUGCUAAAGGUAACGAGCUGAAAAUUAGCGCAAUACAUGUUGACAAUAAUGGCAGGAAACAAUUCGAACGGCGUUACGUGAUUCCGGAUAACGUAAUGACGGAAUGCAACGAAACCAAAAUCAGUCCAAAUGGAAUACUUACUAUCACCUUAUUUAAAAAGCAUUUACCUUCGUGA